Molecule: messenger RNA, 1302 nt
Organism: Aspergillus puulaauensis
Lineage: Eukaryota; Fungi; Ascomycota; Eurotiomycetes; Eurotiales; Aspergillaceae
Exons: 8
Coding region: 1-1302 (433 amino acids)
Source: RefSeq, a predicted model, not a curated record
AUGGAUCGCGCUGUAGAAAGGACCCCGCCUUGGGUUCAGAUAUACCAGGACGUUGGCGACAUCGACGCGUGGACGAAUUGUGGGAGUGAAACGAGUAUCGUGGAGAAAGAGAAAAGCGCCAACUUCAUCAUCUUCGUAAGGAGCGACAUCGAUGACCAGGACAAAUCCUUCAAGCUCCGAUUCCAAGAAGAAUUCCGGCCAGUGCUAGACGCCGAUAUCAACGGGUCGUUCGACUGCCAUUAUGGAUGCUCACAAUCCCGAGUAUGGCCAGAAGUAUCUUGGUCAUGUUUCAAAGUGAAAGAAGUCAAAACAGCCGCAGACUAUAGCUGGAAACAGCCAACCAUCCACGUCCAGUGGAAUGCAGAAACCGGCAGGCAAAUUAUCCACAUCUUUGGUUUCAAACCAGACCAACAGGACGUCUUCAUGAAUAAACUCCCGACGGCGGCCGAGCGCAGGUGUAAUCCGUUCUCCUUGCACGCUGCGUUCGCCCGGAUAAUCCUCGAACAGUAUAACGAUGCGUUUUGGUUGUUGAGAGACCUGGUGCGGAACCACGAAAAGGCACGAUCAAAAGAGAAGAAAGAGAAAAGGAAGAAAACCAAGGCCGAAAAAGAGCAUGAAAGGAAGAUGUUCCCCCUUCUGCACGACAUCGCACGCCACCUCUUCCACUACCAGGAAACGAUCGAAGUCGCCGAGCAUACACUGCAAGUGAUGGCCAAGGAACUGAUCCACUGGCGGCACGAAGACGAAGGCAACAUCCGCGCCAACAUCGGGACCUGGUUGGAUGCACGUCGACGGAUCAUGCACGAGGAAAAGAGGGCACACUCACUCAAGACGCGAUCGAAGUCUCUGAACGAUAGGCACCAGAACGAGAUCAACCUGGCAUUCAACCUGGUAUCGCAAGACUUCGGACGAGACGCGCGAUCCGACAGCAACAUGAUGACGACGGUCGCGUUUGUGAGUAUGGUGUAUCUGCCUGGGACGUUUGUGUCUGGCCUGUUCGGAACCAACUUCUUCAGCUUCCAGGCCGACCCCGGUAAUACUUGGCUCACGGCCGAUGAGUUCUGGAUGUACUGGGCUGUUACGAUCCCCCUGACACUGCUGACUCUGGGGAUUUGGGGAGUUUGGCACUGGUGGGAUACGUAUGUUGGCUGGGCGCAGAAGAUGCGCCAAAAGAGGGCGGAAAGCACCAAGUCGGACGAUCACGAUGCGACGGCCGACAUUAAAAUGGAAAAUUUCAGCUUGCGACAGCGUAUACUUACAGCCACGAGGUUGAACGAGAUUCAGCGGAAAGAGACGGUGUGA